AUUAAGUUCAGCAUCACCUAAAACUAGCACACCAGAAAGAUAUAGAAAGUCGACAAAGCCAGCGGUAACACGUAAAGCAGGUCUUGUGGAUAGUAAACACACAUAGUAUCGAUUCGUUUCUCUAACAGACAGGCAAACAGAGAACACACGUAAUCAGUGGAUUUUAGGAAAUCAACAAGUUUAUAUAUUAAGAGAAAAACAAGAACACGAUGACUCGUAUGAGAAUGAUAGUGGGCGUGGCACUGUUAGUUUGUGUCGCUCUCAUUGAUGGGGCCACUCCCAGCGAUAAGAUGGGAACGGUUAUCGGAAUUGAUCUUGGAACAACAUAUUCGUGCGUGGGCGUGUUUAAAAAGGGCCACGUUGAAAUAAUCGCCAACGAGCAGGGCAACCGCAUCACGCCGUCGUAUGUGGCCUUCACCCAAGAUGGCGCCCGGCUCAUCGGAGACGCCGCCAAGAACCAGCUAACCACGAACCCCGAGAAUACGAUUUUCGACAUCAAGCGGCUGAUCGGACGGACCUGGGACGACAAGGCCGUGCAGAAAGACCUCCAGUACUACCCGUUCAAGGUCGUUAACGUCAACAACAAGCCGCACGUCAAGGUCAAGGUCGGAUCCAAGACGCAGACGUUCAGCCCCGAGGAAAUCUCCGCCAUGAUUCUCGGCAAGAUGAAGGAGAUCGCGGAGGGAUAUCUGGGGCAAAACGUCACGCACGCGGUCGUCACGGUCCCGGCCUACUUUAAUGACGCACAGCGGGUCGCAACGAAGGACGCAGGCGUCAUCGCCGGCCUGAAUAUAGUGCGAGUUAUUAAUGAACCGACGGCGGCGUCCAUCGCGUACGGCCUCGACAAGUCUGACAAGGAACGCAACAUCAUCGUCUUCGACCUCGGCGGCGGAACAUUCGACGUCUCCGUCCUCACCAUCGCCGACGGCGUCUUCGAAGUCGUGUCCACCAACGGCGACACCCACCUCGGUGGUGAAGAUUUUGAUCAGCGUGUUAUGGAUUACUUCUUGAAGAUCUUCAAAAAGAAGACUGGUAAAGACAUCCGCACGGAGAACCGAGCCGUGCAGAAACUGCGGCGGGAAGUCGAGAAGGCCAAGAGGGCGCUGUCGUCUACCCACUCGACUAAACUCGAGAUCGAGGCUCUCUUUGAUGGGAAGGAUUUCUCCGAGACGCUCACUCGAGCCAAAUUUGAAGAACUGAACAGUGACUUGUUCCGGUCGACGCUGAAACCGGUGAAGAAAGCCCUGGAGGACGCCGCCAUGAAGGAGGAGGACAUUGAUGAGAUCGUCCUGGUCGGCGGGUCCACGAGAAUUCCAAAAAUACAGCAGCUUCUCAAAGAGUUCUUCGACGACAAGGAACCUCACCGAGGUGUCAACCCAGACGAAGCGGUCGCGUUUGGCGCCGCAGCUCAGGCCGGCGUGAUCGGCGGCGAGGACACCAGCGACCACGAUAUGCUCAUCCUCGACAUCAACUCACUCACUCUGGGCAUCGAGACGGUGGGCGGCGUCAUGUCGACCAUCAUCAAGCGCAACACCGCCAUCCCCACCAAGAAGUCUCAGAUCUUCUCCACCGUCAGCGACAACCAGCCCGCCGUCACCAUCAACGUCUUCGAGGGAGAGCGAACCAUGAUUAAAGAUAAUCAUAUGCUGGGGAACUUUGACCUGACGGAAAUCCCGCCGGCUCCCAGAGGAGUGCCACAGAUCGAGGUCACGUUCGAGAUCGACAUGAACGGAAUCUUGCAGGUCACUGCAGAAGACAAGGGCACGGGGAAGAAAAAGAACGUGGUGAUUAAAAGCGACGAGAACAGACUGUCGCCGGAAGAUAUAAAGAAGAUGAUCAAAGAUGCCGAAAAAUUUGCAGAGGAGGACAAAUUGCUGAAAGAAAAAGUUGAUGCCAAAAACGAUCUGGAGAGUUUUGCCUUUGGAUUAAAGAAUCAGCUGAAUGAUAAAGGAAAACUUGGAGGCAAAAUCAGUUCAUCUGAUAAAGACACGAUUCUGAAGGCGAUCGACAAAACGAUUAAAUGGCUGGAGGAUAAUCCUGACGCAGAUACGGAUUCUUUGAAAGAACAAAAGAAAGAUCUCGACGAUGUGGUUCAGCCCAUAACGAGUAGACUCUACGAAAACAGUGGAUCUUCGGGAGAUUCCGGGAAGGAUCGGGAAGAUUUGUAAAUCUGCCUGCUCGUCUGGGACACCCUAAACUGUGAUAAUUAUCCGACCCGAGUUCUUUCAGGACAUGUCUUGGUUCAGAACUGAUUUAGAAUAGUAAAAUAGUGGUGAAAUGCUCACUUCUACACCGCUAGUGUAAAGAUUUAUAAGGACUACCAUGAUAGUUUCAAAUCGGCCUCGCUCAACAAAGUAGACGAACAAGUUAUAAACCUACGUUGUGUAUUCAAGACUACACUGGGCCGAUUAUAACGGGGUUAGGAUGGGAAGUCGGGGGGGGGGGGGGGGGGGUGUGUCAGUACAAAUAUAACAUUAGAUUACAAUAAUGUGGGUAUUCUUCUGCCAAACAAAAAGGGAUCCUUGAAACAAAACGGGAAUUUUUUUUUUUUUCUGGGGAGGGAAUGAAGCUUCCCCCACUAUAUACUACCGCAGCAAAUCCCACAGUAUUAACAAACUAAUCAUUAUAACCAAGCUAGCUAAAACGUCAGUAGUACGUCUGACGGAGAUAAUUUGAAAUUGCAGAUUACUAGUGUGUGGAGUCUAGUUACUGCGACCAGUUCUGGACGAGGCAUGAUGGUCUCGCGCUCAUGAUUCAUCGAUUAUUUAAAAACCUUCAUAUCCAUAGUUUCAUCCAUUAUUUGUCUCAUGUACAUAGAUGUUAAAUCGUAGUGGUAUGAGAGGGCAUUGCAUUAAUUCCAUUACUACUGGUGUCUAGAAUGUUCCAGUACAUCGUUACUAGGUUAGGUCAUAUGGUAAGCGAAAGGGUUUGUUAUUAUUUCCUGUAAAUAGAACUUGUAUUCAACUGUUUUAUUGAAAGCGCAGAAUAUUGCAUGAAUGUACAUACCUCCUAGAUUUAAAAAAGAAAGAAAUGUAAGCCUAGGCCUAUUUCUCGAGGUUUUGAUACAAAUUUGGGAUUUGUAAUUGAUCACACCCCCUAAAUUGUAUAUAGGACAGGCGUUGGAGGUCAAGACUUCUAGUCAUGUAAAAAGUAAACCCAUAUAAUACUGUUUAUUAGUACACCAUGCAUUCCUUUAUGUGUUGUAACAAAUGUAAACACACGAUUUGUAUUUUGAACAUGAUGCAAUAUGUGUUUACUUGUGAAAUAUUUAUGUAAUAAAUUGUUUUGUUAAAAUGA
Gigantopelta aegis is the source of this 3297-nucleotide messenger RNA. Its product is annotated as endoplasmic reticulum chaperone BiP-like. Bases 210 to 2168 code for a protein of 652 amino acids. The record is from RefSeq and is a predicted model, not a curated record. Gene Ontology annotation, biological process: endoplasmic reticulum unfolded protein response; cellular response to unfolded protein; protein refolding. Gene Ontology annotation, molecular function: ATP hydrolysis activity; misfolded protein binding; ATP binding. The transcript is spliced from 7 exons. Lineage: Eukaryota; Metazoa; Mollusca; Gastropoda; Neomphalida; Peltospiridae. Gene Ontology annotation, cellular component: membrane; endoplasmic reticulum lumen; nucleus.